UUGGAAUUUUAUUUAUAUACAUAUCGAUGUUAAUGUACUCCCAGUGGAGCAACGUCCAAGCAAGACUGUUUACUUCGAAAUUAGAAUACGUCACAUUAUGAUAAUCGACAACAGAUGCUUUGCAGCUUCUAAUUAAAGAAGCCCAUUGUUAGUCGUAUCUGUGCUACAGGACAGAUAAUUCUUCUUCGAGCAUAGUAUCAGAGUAGACACGAAUUUAGGUUCUCGAUUUGUCACGCGCUCAAUGAAAAAUGAUUUUACGUAAUAAAAGUAUCCGAUCGUUGAUAUUCGUUGCAAGUGUUCUGUCAGUGAAUUCUACCGAGCUUUUCUCAACGUACAAUGCCUCCCCUAGUUUCAGAGCCGUUUCGAAGUGUCCCUUGCCAAUAACAGUUCUGGAUUUCAUUCGCAAUUCUAGUCAGCCCGAUUUAGAGGCCAAAUGGCCCUGCGAAGUACGCUCGUAUUGGUUGUCGUUACAGCCGUUCGUCAGAUCCGUCCGUUUCUUGCUCCGCUAUGUAACGCCAUUUAUUAUAAUACUCGGUGUAUUGCUAAAUGCUGUAUCUUUUAGUAUGUUGAGCGCACCUGUGCUAUGUGACUCCAAUUUGUCACUUUAUCUAAGCGCGCUCGCUAUAUCGGACAAUGGAGCGUUAAUAUUCAAUUAUGCCGUCAGUGUCGCAAAAUCACACUCCACUUCCGUUAACGAUCUUUUUAUGAACAGCAAGUUCCUAUGCGGCGCGAAUUCCGUGAGCAUGGAACUUUUUCAAUUUACGUCGACCUGGCUGAUCGUCGCCCUCACGUGGACACGUGUCAUCGCCGUAGUGUUUCCAUUCGGGGCUCGCGACUGCCAGAAUCGCUCCGCAAUUACAAUUAUCACCAGCCUAGUCUGCAUAAGCUUCAUAAUAUCCUUAACGAAGCUAUACUCCGGCGGAUACGAGACCGAUAGCGUUUUCGAAUUUAUACCGUGCCAGGAGAAGAUAAAGCCAUGGGGUAGAACCAUGUACCUUUACAUCGCCUUGUCCACGUGGCUGCCCUUGCUUUUUAUAUCGAUCGGCAAUUUGCUGCUGAUCGUUCGCAUGAGAAGGUCUUACAGAAUUCACAACGAAUUAACACAUAAUUUUAGGUAUAGAAGCAGUAACUCGAGCAGGACGUUGUUCGCGGUAUCGAUAGUACAUUUGAUCUUGCUACUGCCGCUGGGAAUUGUCGAAACGUUGGAACUUUAUUGGGACGUGAUUUUAAUCAAACAUCCUGUUAAUGCGGGAGAGAACGAGAGAUAUAUACAUUGGUUGCAAGAGAAGAUGUUACUCAAAUGGUGUCGCGGAUUGUUCUUUCACAUAUAUCACUGGACUUUCGCAAUAAACUUUUUUCUGUAUUACCUGACAGGAAAGAAAUUCAGAAGCGUCGUAACGCAAAGACUGAAAAAUUAUACGGAUACGUAUCUGCCGUGCCACGGAAAUGUCCUGAGAUGCAACACGUGGAGUAAUUGUCAUAAACAUUUACGAUCUUGCAGCGCAUUACUGACGAGGGCUGUUAUGCGAAGUAAACAAAGUAAUGCCAAUGAAAGAAGCAGCAACGUUACCUAAUUGUAAGAGCGAAGUACAUCAGGAAAAAAACUGUAUUCGAUAUAGAGUGUUACGUUACAGCUCAUACAUAUAGUAUACAUAACUGCAGAAAAGAUACAUGUACAACUCAAAGCGAUAAAUAAUUAUCUCUUUUUUGAUUACUUUAUAUACACAUCGUAUCUUUUUAAUCGAUUCCGGAAGCAAUUUUUCUGGGAACAGAAAUUUGAUUCGAGAAAGAAUUUAUUUUUUUUUCUUGUUUAUUUUGUAUACACAUGAAAUGUUUACACAUUAAACAUUGCAAAAUAUCACAUUGCAUAUUAGGCGUCUUUUGCAUAAUAGCGUAAUUCUUACAAAGUAAAUAGCAAUUUAAUUACAUGUGAAGAUGAUUUAUUAUUACAUUUUGACUCUAACUUUUCAUUUUGUUUUUGCUAUUCAUUGUUUUGCAUCACUCGCCUUUUCUAGUCUUAUAAACUAACAUUCUGGUCCCAAUGCAGAUCUUUGAUGCAAUCUGGGAUAUCAUGUUAAUACUGUAUUAACGAGAAUUUCGAGUGAAAUAUACAAGAGUAAAAUGUAUUGAACUCUUUUCAAAUCAAUAUGAAAUAACUUAAGAUGAUAUACAUAUAGAGUUCACUAUAAAUUUUUUUCUCCUAAGAUUUAGCUAAUGACUUGGUAUGUGUAUCAUGAAAUAUUCGAAUUUCAAUGCACAUGCUAAAUUAGAGUUUUAUCAAACGUAAUUACAUAACUCGCAUAUGAACAUAAUUAAGUAUACACAUAUACAUUAAUAAUUACUCAACUUAACAGUACAUUAAACGAACGUUAUCUAUACACUACAUCAUUGCCUUUCCCCGUUCUUCCACCCAAUUAUGCAUUCACAUAAUAUACAUGUACAACUGUACCACCGUUGGUAACUUUUACUGAAAUAAACUCUAAGUUAGACAAAAAA
Molecule: messenger RNA, 2496 nt
Organism: Solenopsis invicta (red fire ant)
Lineage: Eukaryota; Metazoa; Arthropoda; Insecta; Hymenoptera; Formicidae
Exons: 7
Coding region: 249-1574 (441 amino acids)
Biological process (GO): G protein-coupled receptor signaling pathway
Cellular component (GO): plasma membrane
Molecular function (GO): G protein-coupled receptor activity
Source: RefSeq, a predicted model, not a curated record